AUCCACACGGGUUUACAACACCAGAUAAUUUGGCCAUGCCAGCCCAGCUGUGUGCCACUGGAUGAGAAACUCCUCCCAGAGCUACUUCAAGAGGCGGGAUACGUUACUCACAUGGUGGGGAAGUGGCAUUUAGGGAUGUACAGAAAAGAAUGCCUUCCAACCCGCAGAGGAUUUGAUACUUACUUUGGCUAUCUUCUGGGGAGUGAGGAUUAUUAUUCUCAUGACCGUUGCGUCGUCAUCAAGGCAAAGAACAUAACGCGCUGUGCUCUGGACUUUCGAGAUGGAGAAGAAGUUGCAACUGGGUUUAAAAACAUGUACUCCACUAAUUUAUUCACAGAAAGAGCUAUAGAUCUUAUAGCCAAUCACAAAACUGAAAAGCCCCUUUUUCUCUACCUCGCUUUCCAGUCUGUCCAUGAACCUCUCGAGGUCCCUGAAGAAUACACAAAACCAUAUUCUUCCAUUAAAGAUGUAAAGAGGCGCCAUUAUGCAGGGAUGGUGACUCUUAUGGAUGAAGCUGUAGGAAAUCUUACUGAUGCGCUGAAAAGAUACGGUCUUUGGGACAACACCAUUCUUAUUUUCUCUACUG
Cariama cristata (Red-legged seriema) is the source of this 586-nucleotide messenger RNA. RefSeq names its product arylsulfatase B (gene ARSB). NCBI's taxonomy places the organism in Eukaryota, Metazoa, Chordata, Aves, Cariamiformes, Cariamidae. The annotation marks the transcript as partial. The transcript has 3 exons. The record is from RefSeq and is a predicted model, not a curated record.